Molecule: messenger RNA, 1431 nt
Organism: Rotaria sordida
Lineage: Eukaryota; Metazoa; Rotifera; Eurotatoria; Philodinida; Philodinidae
Source: the annotation of a GenBank genome assembly
AUGACUACUACAACAUCUAAAACAAUAGAUGAAUGUGUUAUUUGUAGAGAAGAAUCUACAAAAUUAUAUCAAUGUUGUUCGAAUGAGGCUGAUCAAAUUUGUGAAUUAUGUUGGUCAAAACUUAUUUCAUCAGCUAUGACAAGUGGUAAAAUAGGUUUAUUAUUUAAUGAAAAAUUAUCUUGUGUUUGUUGUUCUGAACCAAUUAAACGUGAAUGUCUUCCAAAAGAAAUUCAAACUCGUAUUAAUAGUAUACUUUCAACAGUACCAAAUACAAAAAAUCCUAAAACUAUUGAAGAAUUUAAUUACACAUAUAAUAAAUCAAAUGAAUUACGUCAUUGUUUAACAAAUGAAAAAUUUAUUUUUCUUACACAACGUCAUUAUAAUUUACUUGGUAGUUGUAUAGAUACAUAUAUUCAAUCAUUAAUAAAAUCUGAUCCAUGGAAUUAUGAAGAAAUAUGGUUACCAAUUAAAGAUGAAUCUACAAAUGAUCAUCAUGAUCAAGUUAAUAUAUUUAUUUCAAAUGACUUUAAAACAAAUGAAAAUGGAUGUUUAAUAUUAAUUCAAGGUUCAGGUGUUGUACGUCCAGGACAAUGGGCACGUUCAUGUUGUAUUAAUGAAUCUCUCGAUAUAGGAAGUAUGUUUCCUUACAUGGCUAAAGCUAAAGAACAUAAUUUAUCUGUAAUAAUUCUUAAUCCAAAUCAAACAAGUUAUGUUGUUGUUGACAAACCAAUCGAUACUGAAGAUGCAGCGUCUAUUAACAAGGAAGAAAAUGCUGCCGGCGAAGGUACAAAUUCUACUAAUGAAAAACAGGAUACUACAGUUGUAAAUACAACUUCUACUGAUACAAAAGACAAUUCUACUGAUGAACAAAUCCUUUCUACUAGUGAAAAUAAAGACAAAAAAGAAGAAAAUUGUGAUAGUGAUGAUAUUCUUUCAUUUUAUUUAUCUUCCGAUCCACUUCCUCGUCCAUUAACAAAAAAAAUUUCAAAUUUAUCAACAAGUCGUGAACAUGUUCUUUAUGUUUACGAUCAAAUUAUAACAAAAUCUCCAGCAAAAAAAUUUUAUAUUGUUGCACAUUCUGCAGGUGGUGAUUGUUUAAUGUAUUUAUUACGUAAACGUCAAGAUAAGAUUUUACCAAAUCUUGCUAAAAUAGCUUUUACUGAUUCAGUUCAUUCAUUAUUACCAUUAGAUUCAAAUGAAAUUAAAAAUUUUUUUAAAGCUAAUGCUAUACAUUUUGUUGCUAGUGAUGAACCAAUGGGUAAAUUAAUUGAUUAUGUAUAUGAUUUUUCUCGACGGCCAGCUUGCCAAGAAGUAUCAGCUGGACAUCCAAAACAUGAAUAUACAUCAGGAUAUAGUGUUCAAGGAGUUUUUCAAUUUUUUUUUCCUUCAGAUAAAACUCAAGACGAAGAUAUAGAAAGAAUAAAAUUAUAA